AUGGACGAGAGUGACGACGAGGACGCUGCACCCAUGCGCGGGGACGAGGGCGCUCCUCCACUGCGCGAGCGCAGCCUUUCUGCGAUGGACGUCGAUAGCGACGAUGAGGAGCGGUUGAAAGAAAUCGAAAGCCGCGCGGCUUCGCCUUCGGCUUCCGUACGAGGUUCCUCUUCCGUACCCGGACUAUCGACAUCGUCCACGGUGACAGAAGUGCGCCCUACGCCCUCACCCGUGCCUUCGAUGGCUAGAAGGACCGAGACGCCGGGCGACGCAAAGGACUUCUUCGCGACGCCCUCUACGCUUCCUGCGCCAAGUACAAUUGCUACGUCAAGUGCGACCGCUGUGCCAUUUCCAUCCGCUCCGCCAUGUCCGACCGAGCAGCCCAAGGAGUACGAGACGAUCCACGUGUCGCGUGCCCCGCAGCGCAAGCGGCCUGCAAUACCAAACCCCUUUGUCUCUGGGGGCUUCCUCAGUUCUUUCGACGCUCUAAAGCCAGCGCAGGUUGCUGAUUCUCCAGGACCCUCAUCGACUGUGUUGGGCGUCAAGCGUUCCUACACCGGCGAGACGAAGUCGACGCCGCCGCCCCAAGCAUCGAAACGACCUCCGACUCAGCCCCGUAUACUCUCCCCUCUUGUCAACGGCUCCGCGCGGUCUACCUCCGCCCUCUCUGCGGCCGAUGCUAUCACCCCCUCUCACCAAUCACACGCGGGUAUCUUACCACCCUCCGCACCCUCCUCUGUAAAGCCAGAGCGCAAUUCUCCCGAUCUUCCUCGGCAUGCUUCACCUUCUCGUCCGCCUGCCGCAUUGACAAAUAAGCGCUCGCCAAGUACACUACAGCAGCCACCACCGCUACCGCCCUCUCAUGCACCUCCUCCCCCUCCGCCUUCCCAAGCUCCUCCACCCCCGCCGACGGGCAUCUCAGCACCGCCACCUCCACCUACCUCGGCGCCUCCUCUUCCGCCUGCUUCGGCACCUCCGCCUCCUCCAUCGUCAGCGCCUCCGCCCCCGCCUUCUUUGAGCGAGGCCAACAGGCUGCCGUCGCUGCCCAACAACAGGUGGAAGCGCAUUCGCCUGGACGAGCAUACGACUUCGCCCUCGCCAGCGCUGCCGCUGCCGCCUUCGGGUCAGGCGCAGCACCAGCCCAUCGGGGAGUUCAAGCAGGGGCAAGCCUCGCCUGGUAUUCUUGACGCUCAUGCGCAUCCUAUAGCCUUACCCCGCCCCACGCAACGAGCCCCUCCCGCGCCGGCUGCGCAGAACGGCCAUUGGACGAAUCCGCUGGAAAGACGGCCAUCGGUGCCGGCGGUUGCGAAUCCGCCACCUCCGCCCGUUGCCCAGCCUCCGCCUCCACCUCCGACUACCCAGGCUCCUCCGCCUCCGACUUACCAAGCCCCUCCGCCACCUACUAACCAGCCUCCUACGCUUUUGCCGGUGUUAUCUAUCCCAGCUGCUAGUAAGUUACCUCCUAUAUCUUGCCUGGGUCGUAUGCUCAUCUUCUCCAGCCCCCAUGCGCCAUGCCCUGCCCGCCAAACCUACACCUGCCGUCUAUACCCCUACCUCGGCCUCAGCCCCCCAACCACCCCGCAAACCCAGCGGCGCCCAACGUCGUUCCGGUAA
This is a messenger RNA of Schizophyllum commune H4-8, 1614 nucleotides long. RefSeq lists its product as uncharacterized. The record is from RefSeq and is a predicted model, not a curated record. The coding region runs from base 1 to 1614 and encodes 537 amino acids. NCBI's taxonomy places the organism in Eukaryota, Fungi, Basidiomycota, Agaricomycetes, Agaricales, Schizophyllaceae. The transcript has 3 exons.